Molecule: messenger RNA, 4067 nt
Organism: Dama dama (fallow deer)
Lineage: Eukaryota; Metazoa; Chordata; Mammalia; Artiodactyla; Cervidae
Gene: GPT2
Product: glutamic--pyruvic transaminase 2
Exons: 12
Coding region: 154-1725 (523 amino acids)
Biological process (GO): biosynthetic process
Molecular function (GO): L-alanine:2-oxoglutarate transaminase activity; pyridoxal phosphate binding
Source: RefSeq, a predicted model, not a curated record
UGGGUGUGUGAGCGCUGGGGGCCCGGUGCUGCGUGCGGGAGCUGGGAUGCGGCUGCCGGCGCCUGAGCCGAGGAGCUUCUCUAGGCGAGCUUUCUAGCCGGACUCGACGAAGGGGUGACCAGGCGGCGACAGGUUUCUCUCGGCGGCCGCGCGAUGCAGCGGGCGGCGGCGCUGGUCCGGCGGGGCUGCUGCCCCCGGACCCUCGGCCCCUGGGGCCGUAGUCAGAGCAGCGCGGCCGCCGAGGCCUCGGCGGUGCUCAAAGUGCGGCCCGAGCGGAGCCGGCGCGAGCGCAUCCUUACGCUGGAGUCCAUGAACCCGCAGGUGAAGGCGGUGGAGUACGCGGUGCGGGGACCUAUCGUGCUCAAGGCCGGCGAGAUCGAGCUCGAGCUGCAGCGGGGUAUCAAAAAACCAUUCACUGAGGUCAUCCGUGCCAACAUCGGGGAUGCCCAAGCCAUGGGCCAGCAGCCAAUCACCUUCCUCCGACAGGUGAUGGCAUUGUGCACCUACCCGAACCUGUUGGACAGCCCCAGCUUCCCAGAAGAUGCAAAGAAACGAGCCCGGCGGAUCCUACAGGCUUGCGGCGGGAACAGCCUGGGGUCUUACAGUGCUAGCCAGGGCGUCAACUGUAUCCGUGAAGAUGUAGCUGCCUACAUCACCAGGAGAGAUGGCGGUGUACCUGCAGACCCGGAUAACAUUUACCUGACCACUGGAGCUAGUGACGGCAUUUCUACAAUCCUGAAGAUCCUGGUCUCCGGGGGUGGCAAGUCACGGACAGGCGUGAUGAUCCCCAUCCCACAGUACCCACUCUACUCAGCGGUCAUCUCCGAACUCGAUGCCAUCCAGGUGAACUAUUACCUGGAUGAGGACAACUGCUGGGCUCUGAAUGUGAACGAGCUCCGGCGGGCCCUGCAGCAGGCCAAAGAGCACUGCAACCCCAAGGUGCUGUGCAUCAUCAACCCCGGGAACCCCACAGGUCAGGUGCAGAGCAGAAAGUGCAUAGAAGAUGUGAUUCACUUUGCCUGGGAGGAGAAGCUCUUUCUCCUGGCCGAUGAGGUAUACCAGGACAACGUGUACUCCCCGGACUGCAAAUUCCACUCCUUUAAGAAGGUGCUUUAUGAGAUGGGGCCUGAGUACUCCAGCAACGUGGAGCUCGCUUCCUUCCAUUCCACCUCCAAGGGCUACAUGGGCGAGUGUGGCUACAGAGGAGGCUACAUGGAGGUGAUCAACCUGCACCCUGAAAUCAAGGGCCAGCUGGUGAAGCUGCUCUCGGUGCGUCUGUGCCCGCCAGUGUCUGGGCAGGCUGCCAUGGACAUCGUUGUGAACCCCCCGGUGCCAGGAGAGGAAUCCUUCGAGCAGUUCAGCAGGGAGAAAGAGUCCGUCUUGGGGAAUUUGGCCAAAAAAGCUAAACUGACAGAAGACAUGUUUAACCAAGUCCCAGGAAUUCACUGCAACCCCUUGAUGGGGGCCAUGUAUGCCUUUCCUCGAAUCUUCAUCCCUGCAAAAGCCAUGGAGGCAGCUCAGGCCCAUAAGAUGGCCCCUGACAUGUUCUACUGCAUGAAGCUCCUGGAGGAGACGGGCAUCUGUGUCGUACCUGGCAGCGGCUUCGGGCAGAGGGAAGGCACCUACCACUUCAGAAUGACCAUUCUUCCUCCGGUGGAGAAACUAAAGACGGUUCUCCAGAAGGUGAAGGACUUUCACAUAAAGUUCCUGGAGAAGUACGCAUGAGGACUCCUCGGGCCCCAGAGGGAGACCGGGCCUCGGCCUGCUUCCUGAUAUGCCUGCCCAGCCCAGCCCAGACUCACCUCCCCCAGCGACUCCGCCUCAGGCCUUACGAAGGUCACUGGUCGCUUUCAUCGUCAUUUUGCCCCAGGAGACUUCUUUCUUUGUGCCUUGAUGUUGGGAGCACCUCUCUUCUGAGCAAAUGUGAAUUGGGCAUGCCUCAGAAGCCCUGUUUUUUUGAUGCAGCCAAAGUAGAGGGGACUUGCUCAGCGUAUAUGUGGUAGUGUUCUCCGAAUCUGUUGUUGCUUGUGGAAAAUUCAUUUGGGGUUUAAAACAGCCUGGGUGUGUUGGGUGAGCUGCUUCAGGUUUGCAGAAACAAGGCAUCAGGAAAUGGGUAACUUAACCGCGAUGAGGACUGGAAAUCCCAAACUCACCGCCAUGAUCUGUGAAAUAAAACCCUUAGCGGUGUGAAAAUCUAUUCCUUCAAACAGGAGAGCCUGGAGUCCACUGGAGGCCCAGAGAGGGCCCAUCCUUCUGACCUGGAGGCAGGCAUCCUGCUCUCAGACUAGGAUGGUGAGGCUAGCAGCACAAGGAUGCCAGGCUAGGUGGUGGUGGGUGUGGGGACUGUGGUCAAGGCCAGAAGGUCCUGCAGGGGAGGGGUGGGUGUGAGCCAGGCUCCAAGUUGAACCAGGCCUCCGUCUGGGAGCACACAGCAGGUAGUGAGGACUCUGCCCCCAGGAAGGCUGCAGGUGAAGGGUUCUCUUGAGCUUUCUUAGCCUGGGACAUGCAUCUUGAGGUCUCCCUGAGCUCCACGGGCACAGGGUUCAUCAGCCCAGCAAUAUCUCAGUUGUGGGGGAUUCUGCCUGAUGGUGUGUGGAUCUAUCCCACUGUUACCCAACAGCGAGCCUCACCCAAGGGCAUCAGGGAGCUUUUAGGCAAUAGUGGAACAAGGAAACUGAAAAUGUCCUAGUGAAGGAGGGUAUCCUUAGGGACAUGAAGACCACAUGCCCCUCCUGCAGUGUUUGUUGUUUGGACCAAGCGGAAUUUGGUCCAUAUCCUAGCUCUUAAUUGGUCCAAGUGCCUGGUAGCUUGGCUGCUCUGUACAUGUGAUCCGAUUCAAAGUUUAUCAAAGUGUUCUAUGAGUAAAGUGUUUUGCCUCCAUGUCUGCUGCUGGCUCCCCUCCCAGGCUCUGUAGACUGUCCCAUAGCGUCAGUCGUCUUUUGGAGGUAGGGGUGGGGGAUCAUCCCCCAAGCCUGCAGCUUCCCUGCCAUGAGCAAACCUUGGUGGGGCACCUGACCCACACUCCCCGGAAGUAGGCACUACAGGCCGCAGCAGGCUUAUGGCCUCUUCUCCUUCUCUGGGCCAUCUUUGGUGGGCUUCCCUGAGAAGCCAAGGCCAGCUCAGGAGUCAGGGGAUCCAGCAAGUCCUAAAGUGGAAUUGAAGGGACUGAAGAGAGAAAUCUGAAGAGGCUAAAGGAGUGAACUUUGAAAGCAGCCUCGUCCUGUAAUCCCCACGCCAGGUCCAUGCACGGGAUGCAAUAGGAAACUUCAGACUGCCCCGUCCACUAGCAUCACAGUCCCUAUGAAGAAAGUAGCCACAAUCUCAAAUAACAAAGGGAAUGUUUUAGAACUUUUUCUUCCUUAAAACUUCGAGAAAAUUGCACUUGUGCUUGCUGAUGGUAUAUAAGCCAGGAUGUGUCCCAGAGUUGUGAGAUUUCUGGUGGGAAGGUUAAAUAGUAGAAGCUAGUAUAUUUUCUAUAUUUUUGUAACAAUUGCUUUUUUCAUGGGGGGAGUUGGGGUUAGUAUUUGUAGUUUUAACAAGUCCAGUAGUUUUUUUAAAUGAAUCUCUUCAGAUUAUAAGUAACCCCUAAAAAAUUUGCAACGUUUACAUGAUUUUUUAAAAAAGAUGCCAUAUACCUUUGGUUUGCAUUUAAAAAUAAGUAAAUACUUAAUAAGGUCAGCUAGCUGGUUUAGGAGGUUAAUUUGAUUCAGGUAGAAACUCUGAUCAUGAUAGAUUUGAUUUUCUGAAGAUUGUGGUGUCUUGUUUGGGCACCACCAGAGCAAGUUGUUUGUCAUUUGAGGUUGCACUUUAAAUCUAUACCUGUAAAGUUUUCUGCUGUUCGUCUAGGUCUGCACGGGAGUUGGGGGGAUGCUGGGCUAUACUGUGGUGGUCCAUCACCUUGCACCUUGUGGCCAGACUGGUUGUCCCCAUGUUUGAAUUUGCAGGAAGAGCUGACAGGCCUACAUGUCCGUUUUCCAGUCUGGAUUCUCAUAGGCGUCUCCUGACAAAGGUACUUCAUGAUAGCUCUGGUGGAAAUUUCUAAACAAUAAAAUAUAUGUCCAAAAUGG